This is a messenger RNA of Phycodurus eques (leafy seadragon), 5265 nucleotides long. RefSeq names its product glutamate receptor, ionotropic, N-methyl-D-aspartate 3Ba (gene grin3ba). The record is from RefSeq and is a predicted model, not a curated record. Gene Ontology annotation, biological process: monoatomic ion transport; ionotropic glutamate receptor signaling pathway; synaptic transmission, glutamatergic. Bases 1 to 3906 code for a protein of 1301 amino acids. NCBI's taxonomy places the organism in Eukaryota, Metazoa, Chordata, Actinopteri, Syngnathiformes, Syngnathidae. The transcript is spliced from 13 exons. Gene Ontology annotation, cellular component: postsynaptic membrane; plasma membrane. Gene Ontology annotation, molecular function: NMDA glutamate receptor activity; transmitter-gated monoatomic ion channel activity involved in regulation of postsynaptic membrane potential.
AUGGUGCCCCUCUCCGGACCCUGGACCCACCGCCUCGCCCCCGGGAGACCCCCGCGCCACCUGCCCCUCCUGCUGCUGCUGCUGCCGCUGCUCCCGGUAGGCGCCCUGUCGUCGCCGGAGCCCUGCCUGCUGCCGCCGCCGUCGUGCCACGUCCUCGCCCGGAUCGGACACACCGUGCGCCUCGGCGCGCUGCUGCCCGCCCGCCAGCCAGCCCGGAUACAGAACGCGCUCAACCGCGCCCUAGCUAGCCUCCGCCACCAGAGCGCCACCGCCGCCGCCGCCUCGGACUCCCUCCCGCUGCUUCCCUACAACCUCAGCCUGGAGGUGGUGGCUCGCUCCCCGACCGGAUGGGACCCGGCGUCGCUAUCCCGGUGCGCCUGCCAGGAGCUGGUGGUGCGCGGUGUGUCCGCCGUGCUCGCCUUUCCGCGCACCACCGAGGAGCUGGUCCAGGUGGAGUUCCUCUCCUCUUUCCUGGAGACCCCCUUCGUCUCCAUCCUGGAGGACACGGAGCCUCUCGUCACCAAGAACGCAUUCCACCUGCAGAUGUCGGCCCGCGUGCCUCCGUCCUCCCUGGGCGGCCUGCUGCUGGCCGUCCUGCGGGGGGGCGACGGGGGCCGUGGCGGCGCGGCCGUGCUCUGCCCCGGCUGGGAGGAAGGCAGCGACGGGCUGCUGUCCCACCUGCAGACCCGCGGCGGGGCCGCAUGGCACCUGCGGGACGUGGUCAAUCUGACCCACGUCUCGGGCGGCGGCGGGCGCGGCGAGGCCAGCGAGGAGAAGCGGGAGGACCAGAGGGAGGAAGAGGUCCUGAGGAUCCUGUCCACGCGCUUACUGCGGGCCGCUUCGCCCGUCUCCAGCGUCCUGGUGCUGGGCUCGGAUCCGGAGUGUCUCUCCUCUGUGUUGCGGGCCGCCCGGCGGCUCGCCCCGUCGCUGCCGGCCCUGCGGUGGAUCAUGGGGUGCCCCCUGUCGCCGGACUCCCUGCACACCUUGGGGGGUCCUCUCGGCCUGCUGGCGUACGGGGAGGUCGGACGCAAGCCCGUCAGCUUCUACAUCCGCGAUGCGAUGCAGCUGAUUGGCCGAGCCGUCACCGCGGCUGCCGUGGCCAGACCCGACUUGGCGUUGAUCCAGAACGUGGUGAACUGUUACGACAAAGCGACGCGACGGGAACCGCCUUCUUCGGGACAAUACCUGUCCAGGUUUUUCCCCAACACCUCCUUUACCGGGGCCACAGGCUUGAUCCAGGUGGACGGCGGCCUCUCCAGAGUACUUUCGUCACAGCUCUUCCACGUUUGGAGCCUCAAGAGGGGCGCCCUGGGCCAGCCGGCCUGGGUCACCGUGGGCCAGUGGUCCCGAGGCAGGUUAGAGUUGGAGGGCGGCGUCCACGGGUUGGUGGGAGGCUUCGGCAGCAGCCAGGGUCAAGGUCUCGGCGCCGGGGUGAGGGGAGGAGACGGUCAAGGGGAUUUUCACGCCGGGGGACGCUGGAGGCCCGGGCUUUCCGUGGAGGGGCACCGUCUGCGGGUGGUGACGCUGGUGGAGCACCCGUUUGUGUUUACUCGCGAGGUGGACGAGGACGGGCAGUGUCCGGCCGGACAGCUAUGCCUGGACCCCAGGAACAACAGGUCGGACGUGAUACAAGGACUCUUCAACCAGCUGCAUAACCCCAAUGCAUCAGUGACAGGCUGGGACGGCAACAGCCUUGCAGACGACCUGCGCAAGUGCUGCUACGGCUACUGCAUCGACCUGCUGGAGAAGCUGGCGGAGGACAUGGGCUUUACUUUUGACCUCUACAUCGUCGGGGACGGGAAAUACGGGGCGAUGAGCGGCAGCGGCCGUUGGACCGGCCUGGUGGGCGACCUGAGGAACGGCCUGGCGGACAUGGCGGUCACCUCCUUUUCCAUCAACUCGGCCAGGAGCAGAGUCAUCGACUUCACUUCGCCCUUCUACUCCACCAGCCUGGGCAUCCUGGUUCGCAGUCGGGACACCGCCGCCCCCAUCGGCGCCUUCAUGUGGCCCCUGCACUGGUCCAUGUGGGUGGGCAUCUUCGUCACGCUGCACCUCACCGCACUCUUCCUCACCCUGUACGAGUGGAACAGCCCCUUCGGCAUGACCCCCCACGGGCGCAACAGGGUGCGCGUCUUCUCCUAUUCCUCCGCACUCAACCUCUGCUACGCCAUCCUGUUCGGCCGCACCGUCGCCACCAAGACUCCCAAAUGUUGGACGGGCCGCUUCCUGAUGAACCUGUGGGCCAUCUUCUGCCUCCUGGUGCUGUCCAGCUACACGGCAAACCUGGCCGCCGUCAUGGUUGGCGAAAAAACCUUCGAGCAGGUGUCGGGAAUCCACGACGAAAAGCUGCACCAUCCCUCGCUGGGCUUCCGAUUCGGGACGGUGCGGGAGAGCAGCGCCGAGGACUACAUGAAGAAGAGCUUCCCCGAGAUGCACGACUACAUGCGACGCUUCAACCAGCCCACCACCCCCGACGGCGUGCAAAUGCUCAAGACAGAUCCCCCUACUCUAGAUGCCUUCAUCAUGGACAAAGCCCUGCUGGAUUUCGAGGUGUCCAUCGACGCCGACUGUAAACUUCUCACUGUGGGAAAGCCGUUCGCCAUCGAAGGUUAUGGCAUAGGCCUGCCGCAGGGCUCGCCUCUGACCCGCAACGUGUCCGAAUUCGUGAGCCGCUACAAGUCAGACGGCUUCAUGGACAUGCUGCACGACAAAUGGUACAAGGUGGUGCCCUGCGGGAAGCGCGUCUUCGCCGUGACCGAGACGCUCCAGAUGGGCAUCCAGCACUUCUCGGGCCUGUUCGUGCUGCUGUGCAUGGGGGUGGGUGGUGCCUUGCUGACCUUGGCGGGCGAGCACACCUUCUACCACCUGGUCAUCCCGCGCCUCCGCCGCAGACACACGCUGCAGUACUGGCUGCACACCAGCCAGAAAAUUCACCGAGCUCUCCACACGGCGUAUGAGGACGAAGGCAAAGAGCUGACAGGCCUUGAACAAAACGCCUUCUCUUGCAUCUCGGAGAACUGCAGCCUGCACAGGAAGCAGCAUCAGAAGCCUCCCCCCAAUUCCCUCCCCGCCUCCAGCUCGGUGGCGGACAGCGGCAGCUCCUCGUCGCCGUCCCACGAGCCCAAGGAGAAGCGGGUGCACUUUGACCUGGACACCCUCCACAGCUAUAGGCUGCGUACCCACACCGCCUCGGUACGCGGACGCCCCGGUAUGGUGGGCCGUCCCGGGCUGGGCCUCGGCGGCUUGGGUCUGCCCGGCCUGGUGAGUUUGGGCCUCCAAGCCAACGGGGGGCCGGUCUCGGCGCUGGCAUCCUCCGGUUUGGUUCCCCCUCCUCUGGGGGGAAGGGACGCCCAGACCGGCUUGUGGGAAGGGGAGCUCCGGGAGCUCCAGGAGAAGAUUGAGAUUUUCCGGAACCAGCUCCGGGAAGCUCUGGCCAGGAGGGCGGAGAUUCAGACCAGCUUGGACAGGGAGCGUAGCGGGACGGUGCGUCGGGACACCAGCCUGGACAGGGAGCGUGACCGGUUGCGGGUCCAAACCAUCAGCACAGACAAGAGCAGCGCCGCUCAGCCCGACAGAACCAGCCACACGCUCAACAACCAGCCUCGCCCGGCCGGCACCGGGAACCUCACGCCCGGGAGAAGCGGCCAACUGAACACAAUCGACAGCCUGGACCGAGGGCGAGCCGCCUUCUUACGCUCAGUUCUCCCCCAGACGGAUGACCGGACCGGCCAGUCGCGCGGCGUCUCUUCCGCCAGUCUGGACCGAAGUCGACUCGGCCAGCCCGACGCCGUCCGGUCGGCUCGGAACACUUUGAGCCUGGACCGGCAGAAGGCGAGCCCGACGCCCGUUCUCAGCACUUUGGAGAGGACAAGAGCCAGCCAAUCGGACGCAGGGGGCGCGAACUGAUUUGACUUGAUCUCCGGUGGGGGAAAAAAAUAGCGCAUAGCCGCGGGAAGACAUUAUGUAUUAUUACACAAUUAUCUUGAAAAGAAUUAACAGCAGACUCAUUUCUACAUUUUAGUGCAAAAAAUCGAAUACAGUACGCCCAACUUUUCACUGAUCACAGCAGCAAGUGCGCACUUGAAACAAAUGUGGCUAGCGUAAUAAAAUAAUCAUAGCUAUUUGGUGAAUACAAAAGAAUAUUUUUAAUUCAAGUUCUGUCAAUUCAAUGUACCCUUGCAUUUCUAUAUUUCUUCCCAUAAUUUGAAUCUUUAUAUUAAUUAAGCUAAUGGUGCUUUCGCGCACCCGAUUUUUAGUUAUGACAUAAAUUGCCAAAAUCUGCCUUUUGACGAUUGGAAUACUUGAAAAGUAAAUGCAGCGAUGCCCGCUUGGAUGCGAUGUGGUGACUCCAAAUGUCCAUGUUUAUUUUUCUAAUUAUUAGUAUUUUUAAAAUGUAUUUUUAUUCUUUGAGAGAAUAUUUAUUUCACACAUUCAGGGAGAUUAUUGUAAUUAUUGUGGUUCUUUUACUUUUAAAAUAUGCUUAUCUUAUUCUUAUUAUUGGCGGUGGGGGAGUGCAAAUGGAUUUGAAUGGACCCAAUCCAACUAAGUAUGACGAUUUACGUGACUUCGCCCAGCCAAAAUCAUAAAAAGUUUCAAAUGAUAUUUUAUUACAAUAUUUUUUAAGUAAAUGCCCAAAAAUUUACAAUAAAUUGUUCUUUCUUUUUUGUUAUUCAUUAAAUAAUGCCAAUUUUAUUCUCAAUACUUAAUAUAAUAAUGUAAUGUUUACUAGUAUUAAUUUUGGCCCAUGUCCCUGAACACCACACACGUCUCAAUUUCUUCUGCUAUCUUCUCAGAGAAUAUAGUAUUAAAAUGAAAUGUAUUAUUUUUACUGACAAACGUAACACAGGAUUGCCAUUCAACUCUGCAUUCGACCACUAGAAGGCGCCCUUGCCGUCCUUCCCGCGGCUACGGACGCCUUGCAAAGUGACUGAGGACAUUUAUGAAGCAAUCUAUUUUUAAAGAGGAAAAAAAAAAAAAAUAAGUGAAAUGUUUAAGGCCUUUGUGGAUUUCUUGGAGCACUUGAGUACAUUUUCAGCUGACCAUGUGUAAUACCGCUGCAGUUCUGCUACUACCAUGUUCGGAUCUGAGGACAUCACUCGAAGGGUUUUAAACGUGGGAAAAAAACUGUUUACCUCCGAACUCACAAGGAUGAGAACACAUUUUACAUUCAAAAACAAAAGCGCGCGGUACUAAAAUGUUGACGCAAAAUACUUUUCAUCCAUCUAAUUACACACUAAUUGUAACCACAUUUAUGAAGAUUUUAUG